Stegodyphus dumicola is the source of this 908-nucleotide messenger RNA. RefSeq lists its product as uncharacterized. The record is from RefSeq and is a predicted model, not a curated record. Lineage: Eukaryota; Metazoa; Arthropoda; Arachnida; Araneae; Eresidae.
UUGUUGCUUGGAAAGAAUGAACAGAUUUUAUUCAUACUGAAAUAUUUUUACGCAUUUGCUUUUCAGGUGUAUACAGAAUUUAUAUAUUUUGUUUUGGCCGCAGAUCGCUAAGCGAAGGUUAUUAAAGAUACGAAGUUUAUUGAUUGCAUCUUUUAUAUAAUAUGUCGCUGUAACGAUUACUGAAUUCUAUUCGGCCGCUAAAAAAGCUGUCGCAAGGUGCAUCGUUAUUAUUUCAUUUCGUAAAACGAGAAUUGGGACGCUGAAGUUAUGAAGUGGUUAAUUCCAUUUUCCCUUGCAUUCUUUGGAGUUGUAUUCUGUGAAGAAGACGUAUGUCUUACUUCAAAAUUUCAACAAUGCCUAAUGCUCCCAAGUUUGUUUGGCCAAGACAGCCAUCCUUGCAAAGUGGCCCGUAUAGUAGUGGAAUGUGUUCAAACUGCAGAAAAAGCAUGUCAAAGAAAGGAGGAUCCAAAUUUAAAGGAAUUCAUUUCUGUUCUCGAGGAUAUCUGUAAAGAAGGUUCGGCAAAUAAUAAAAAGUUCAUCGAGCUUUUUCCUUGUUUCCAAAGAACCAUAGACACAUCUGUGAACUGCGCAGCAUCUCUUUUUAAAGACAUAAAUGACGAAAUGGUCAAAGAUCCAGAAAAGGUGAAAGAAUUUACGAAGGAUGCAUGCAGGAAAUUGGAGAGCAUCGUGACAUGUUUUGAAAAGAAUGUUGAAGAUAUUUGCACGGCAGAUGUCGAAACCUUUUUCCACAAACUAUAUAGUCCCAUACUCAAGAUGGUAAAGAACAUUUGCGAAGAGAUAUUGAAUAGUGACACUUCUAGCUCCCGUGUAAUAUCUUAGCUUGCCAGUAUUAGUUUUAUUAUUCCUUUGGUACGCUUGCAAAUAAAACAUUCCAAUUUUUUUUGUGA